CACAGGUACUAAAACUUAAACUCCUCGGGGGAGGGGCUAAACUCCUCGGGGGGGAGGGGCACGCGCCCCCAGCCAUAGGCCACAACCGCCCCCACGACGGCCAGCCAGAUCAUGCCCGCGGCCGGCACCGCCGCAGCAGAUGAGCUGAGGUGCUCGCGCGCCAGCACGGCCGCGAGCGUCGGGCUCUUGACGAGCGUCUCGAUGGCCACGGUGCGCGGCGCCGCUCCUCUCAAACCCGACGUCUUUGCGAGCGCGAGGGCGAGAGCUGCGGCGAGGAGAGGCAUCGCGACCACGCCGACGUGCGCGCGCCACGACGACACGCCGUACGCCGCCGCCGCGCCGCCGGCGACGAGGAGUGAGGUGGAGACGAUGCCCGCCGGCGCGCAUAAAGGUUUCAAACGCUUCGCGACGCGCGGAAAAAGCGCCGCGGUCAGGACGCCGGCACCGAGCGGCGCGAGAACGAGGCUCGCCGUCGACGCGAGGAUCGCUCCGCCGUCGACGGCGAUGGUCGACCGCAGGAGCCGCGACGCGAGGAACGGCGUGGCCACGCACCCGAGGAGCGUCGUCGACGUCGUGAGCACGACGCUCAGCGCCGCGUCGCCGCCGCCCAGCAACGCGCAGAGGUUCGACGCCUGGCCGCCGCUCACGCAGCCGAGGAGGAGGAGUCCCGCCCGGGCGUCUGAUUCUAGUCGCAGCGCAGUCGCGCAGGCUAUUGAGGCCAGAGGCGCGACCGCGAAGCAGCACACCGCAUUCAUGAGGAGCGCCCGCGGGGAUUUAGCUGCUCGUUUCAGGUCCUUCGGUGUUAAUGUCAGGCCCAUGGACACCAUGAGCAGGGCCAGGCCGCGCCGGAACGCGGCUUUCGUCCCGAGCGUGGCGGCGACGCUCUGGGGCGCCGCGCGGCCGAGGGCCGCCGCGGCGACGGUCAGGACCGGGAAGGUCAGGGCGACGCGAUUCGUAUGUGCGUCGUCUGGUGCUGGCGUGGUGACGGCGCGGUGCCUGAUCCGCAGCGGUCGCGUCGGCGGCGCGCGGAGCGCUUGCGUUUGUGCUGCGAGGAGCAGGAGGAGGCGUAGCAUCGUGUUGCCGGAGACCUUCCUUCAGCCAGGUCAGUCACGCCUCGUCGUGCGCGAUGGCCGGUGCCAGUGCCAGACUCCUGCACUAUCUGUGCUCUGCAAAGCGCGCGUCUGCGUGAUAACUGCGCGGCAGCACAAUUUCCAGUCGUUCCGUAGAGUGCGGCGCUGCUCUCAAAUCCAGCCGUUCGGGUGCUGCGCGGUGGAGUAGGCGAUUUAGUCACGCUGCUCUCGCAGACCUCACGGAGAGGAGUCGCGGCAAGCGAGCGCUGGGCAAGCGCCAGCGUCGCAGGACUCAACAGGGCGUCGCACGACUGCAAAAAAGGAGCGCUGCUCGAUCCAGAACCCACGGCACGCCGCCGCGGCAGCACUGACAACCUC
Molecule: messenger RNA, 1448 nt
Organism: Pelagomonas calceolata
Lineage: Eukaryota; Pelagophyceae; Pelagomonadales; Pelagomonadaceae
Source: the annotation of a GenBank genome assembly